AAAAGGCUCAAACUUCACGACACUUCCACAGACACACACAUAUACAGAGAAAGCAGUCUCCGUUACUCCCAACCACCAUUAAACCAUCCACACACAUCCCCUCAUAGCCGUCCACGGUCCACCAUCGUCGAGUCGUCAUAUUCCGGCGGCUCACAUGACCCAAACCUUUCCCCCGAAGCCAGACUCCGAAGACAUAACCCGAAAACCACCCUCAACCGGUGGCGGAACCACAGGCAUGAGACUCAUAGUGCCCUUACGAGGGGUGGUUCAGGGCAGAGGUGGUCUAAUCUUAGGUUCACUUAUCCCAUGUGCUCUGUUUUACUUCCUCCAGUUCUACCUCAAACGGCGCCGUCCUUCUCCGCCGUCAAACCCUGCGUCGCCGUCCGCGUCAUCGUCGAAUCUCGCCGAGUUGCAGCGAACGUCUUCGCGGUCCAAUCUAUCAAGCCGUGGAUCGAUUGGACGGGCCCUAGUGUCGACUCGGGCUAGUUCGAUUGCAAAAUCGAAUGAUUCAACUUACUACAUUGGAUUAGAUAGGGUGAAGGAGGAUCCGUAUGAUGAAAUUGAUAAUCCGAAUGGGAUUAUUCAGCUCGGAUUGGCAGAAAAUAGGUUGUCAUUGGAUUUGAUUGAAAAGUGGCUCUCCCGAACUUUGAAUGAUUCCAUAUGCGGAGGAAGUAGUGAUGGUCUGAGCAUUAGUGGAAUUGCUACAUACCAGCCACUUGAUGGAUUGGUGGAGCUGAAAAUGGCCAUUGCUGGUCUCAUGUCUCGAGUAAUGGGAAGUGCAGCGUUGAUUGACCCAUCAAAACUUAUACUAACAUCUGGUGCAACUCCUGCUGUUGAGAUACUCUGCUUUUGUUUGGCAGACCAAGGAAAUGCAUUGCUUGUUCCCACGCCCUAUUACCCUGGGUUUGAUAGGGAUGUGAGAUGGCGAACAGGUGUGGACUUAAUACCUGUUCACUGCCGUAGCUCUGACAACUUCACCUUAAGUAUCACUGCUCUUGAUCAGACAUUCAAUCAGGCAAGAAAACGAGGACAGAGAGUCCGUGGUAUUCUCAUAUCAAACCCAUCUAACCCUGUUGGGAAUUUGCUUACUAGGGAAAUGCUCUAUGAUCUCUUGGAUUUUGCAAGAGAGAAGAACAUUCAUAUCAUAUCUGAUGAAAUAUUUGCCGGUUCCACCUAUGGAACUGAAGAGUUUGUGAGCAUGGCAGAAAUUAUUGACUCUGAAGAUUCUGACAAGGAGAGGGUUCAUAUAAUAUAUGGGUUGUCCAAAGACUUGUCUCUUCCAGGAUUUAGAGUUGGGGUCAUAUAUUCCUUAAAUGAAAAUGUUUUGGCUGCUUCUAGUAGGUUAACAAGAUUUUCUUCAAUUUCAGCUCCAACCCAGCGUAUACUAAUUUCGAUGCUUUCAGAUACUAGAUUCAUCCAAGAAUAUUUUAAGGUCAACAGAGAGAGGAUACGGAAGAUGUAUGAGUUGUUUGUGACAGGUUUGAAACAGUUGGGGAUCGAGUGCACAAAGAGCAGUGGGGGUCUGUACUGUUGGGUUAAUAUGAGUGGAUUAAUCCGCCCUUACAAUGAGAAAGGGGAGCUUGAGCUAUGGGAAAAGCUCUUAAAUAUAGCUAAGAUCAAUGCAACACCCGGGUCGUCUUGUCACUGCAUUGAACCUGGAUGGUUCAGGUGCUGUUUCACUACCUUAGCUGAAAAGGAUAUUCCUGUAGUUAUAGACCGAAUACAUAAAGUAGUUGAAACUUGUAAAUCUCCUGCUUGAAAUGUUCUAUAGUUCAGCAUAAAGCACCUGAUUACAACUGGCAGUGCAUUAUAAGAAUCAUAAUCACAGUGGUUCACAUGUUGUGGCAGACAAUGGUGGACAUGGUCAGCAUUUGAAUAGGCUUGGAGCUCCUGCAUAUUUUGGAAUUUACUUCUUGAAAGAACUCGAACUUUUACAUGUUCAAAUUUGCAAGCAAAAAAUAACUUAAAAGGAGAUGCUUGAUGAAGACAUGAGCCGGGUUUCUGAACUGUAGGCCACAAAAGGCUAUUUCUACAUCAUUUGCAACUGCCUCUUCCACUUCCUCUGCAAUUGUCUGAUCUGAUUGCUUGUUCCAAAGAUGCAUCGCCCCAAGGUCACUCUUCAUGAAAACCUGCCACUAUUAUGAUCAGUUGCAGGUACUUAACAAGUCACAAAAAAAGAAGUGGGAGCUCGAACAGUACCCUCUGUUUCCGCAUUUGAACAGAUUUCCUUCUGAACUUCUUUGGGUCAUCAUUAUCACCUGCCCAAGUGUUAGUGGCCUCCUUAUCACAAGGCUGCAAUUAAUUUCACGAUGUAAAGCUGUCCUCAGAAUGUUUGGUGGGACGGUAUCAUUUCCUGGGCAGCAGCUAACUUUUUCAAGGAAACUUGAAUGAGCUGAUAAACAUGGACAAAAUCACUCAAGAAAGACAGUCCAACUAGGCUUGUAAUUCCUGUUGCAUAGCUGCUUGUUCAACCGUCUGUUUCAGAACCCGGUGAUAGCUUUCCAACCGGAAAGUAUGCUGCACGGGAACAGCGGAAAUGGCUACUGUCGAUAUUAGGCAAUUGGCUAGAACGGAGGGAGGUGAGGACUCAUCUAUUUCAGGGCCACAGCUCGAUCACCAAUCCAUCUUGUUCAUCAUGAACAUCGUUGUCAUCAUUGCCACAACGAUGUCAUCGGUUGAGAUUAUGCUGGAGUUAACGGAAAAUUGAUGGGCUUUACCUGUGGGAGCACAAUUGCUUAACUCUGGUGGUGGCUGGGAGCAGCAAGUAUGUAGUUUUUUCUGGCUUUUCUUGUAACUCGAAAGUAACCGAGGCAAUUAGUUUCAACUUUCAAGGGUGGCUGUGCAACCAACUACGACCCAAUGUCUUUUUUGGGUGUUCCUGGUUUUUCUUCCUAGAGAAUGGGAACAGAAAUCAGUUGUUUAAUUUGCUUCCCGGCACAAUAUUCUGAGGGUUCCUGUUCUCCCUUUUGGACUGUAAUCUAUGGUCCAUAGAGGCGAGGGAGUGACCCAGUUAUAAGCUCACAUUUGCUUGCAAGUGGUUGCGGGUUUAAACCUCGUCCCUUCCCAUCCCAGUUCUAUUUAAUUUUAGAUAGUAUUUGGGUUGAGGUCUAAGGUUUUGGGACAAGUCUGAACUCUAUGAAUUAGUGAUUUUGUCUUCAACUAAAGUUGGAACCGAAUUUUAGAGUAACUCGAGUUCAAAAGUUAAGCAUGAUAGUAUUCGAGUAGCAAUGUUUGGGUUGAAUUUGUGUUUGAGUUGAACUCGGAUUGAA
This is a messenger RNA of Ilex paraguariensis (yerba mate), 3269 nucleotides long. NCBI's taxonomy places the organism in Eukaryota, Viridiplantae, Streptophyta, Magnoliopsida, Aquifoliales, Aquifoliaceae. The record is from the annotation of a GenBank genome assembly.